This is a messenger RNA of Pteropus alecto (black flying fox), 6002 nucleotides long. RefSeq names its product tigger transposable element-derived protein 1. The record is from RefSeq and is a predicted model, not a curated record. The coding region runs from base 29 to 1810 and encodes 593 amino acids. Gene Ontology annotation, molecular function: DNA binding. The transcript has a single exon. NCBI's taxonomy places the organism in Eukaryota, Metazoa, Chordata, Mammalia, Chiroptera, Pteropodidae. Gene Ontology annotation, cellular component: nucleus.
GCCAGUUAAUAACCCUGUGGCCUUAACAAUGGCCUCUAGGUGUUCAAGUGAAAGGAAGAGUCGGACUUCUCUCACGUUAAAUCAGAAGCUGGAAAUGAUUAAGCUUAGUGAGGAAGGAAUGUCGAAAGCCGAGAUAGGCCGAAAGCUAGGCCUCUUGCGACAAACAGUUAGCCAAGUUGUGAAUGCCAAGGAAAAGUUCUUGAAGGAAAUUCAAAGUGCGACUCCAGUGAACACACGAAUGAUAAGAAAGCAAAACAGUCUUAUUGCUGAUAUGGAGAAAGUUUUAGUGGUCUGGAUUGAAGAUCAAACCAGCCACAACAUUCCUUUAAGCCAAAGCCUAAUACAGAGCAAGGCCCUAACGCUCUUUAAUUCUAUGAAGGCCGAGAGGGGCGAGGGAGCUGCAGAAGAAAAGUUUGAAGCCAGCAGGGGUUGGUUUGUGAGAUUUAAGGAAAGAUGCUGUCUCUAUAACAUCAGAGUGCAAGGUGAAGCAGCAGGUGCUGAUGUAGAAGCUGCAGCAAGUUACCCAGAAGGUCUAGCUAAGAUAAUUAAUGUAGGUGGCUACACUAAACAACAAAUUUUCAAUGUAGACGAAACAGCCUUAUACUGGAAGAAGAUGCCAUCUCGGACUUUCAUAGCUAGAGAGGAGAAGUCGAUGCCUGGCUUCAAAGCUUCAAAGGACAGGCUGACUCUCUUGUUAGGGGCUAAUGCGGCUGGUGACUUUAAGUUGAAGCCAAUGCUCAUUUACCAUUCCAAAAAUCCUAGGGCCCUUAGGAAUUAUGCUAAGGCGACUCUGCCUGUGCUCUAUAAAUGCAACAACAAAGCCUGGAUGACAGCACAUCUGUUUACAACAUGGUUUACUGAAUACUUUAAGCCCACUGUUGAGACCUACUGCUCAGAAAAAAAGAUUCCUUUUAAAAUAUUACUGCUCAUUGACAAUGCCCCUGUUCACCCAAGGGCUCUGAAGGAGAUGUACAACGAGAUUGACGUCGUUUUCAUGCCUGCUAGCACAGCAUCCAUUCUGCAGCCCAUGUGCCAAGGAGUAAUUUUGACUUUCAAGUCUUAUUAUUUAAGAAAUACAUUUCGUAAGGCCGUCGUUGCCAUAGAUAGUGAUCCCUCUGAUGGAUCUGGGCAAAGUAAAUUGAAAACCUUCUGGAAGAGAUUCACCAUUUUAGAUGCCAUUAAAAACAUUCGUGAUUCAUGGGAAGAGGUGAGAAUAGCAACAUUAACAGGAGUUUGGAAGAAACUGAUUCCAACCCUCAUGAAUGACUUUGAGGGGUUCAAGACUUCAGUGGAGGAAGUCACUGCAGAUGUGGUGCAAAUAGCAAGAGAACUAGAAUUAGAAGUGGAACCUGAGGAUGUGACUGAAUUGCUGCAAUCUCAUGACAAAUCUUUAACAGAUGAGGAGUUGCUUCUUAUGGAUGAGCAGAGAAAAUGGUGUCUGGAGAUGGAGUCUACUCCUGGUGAAGAUGAUGUGAAGAUCGUUGAAAUGACAACAAGGGAUUUAGAAUAUUACAUAAACUUAGUUGAUGAAGCAACAGCAGGGUUUGAGAGGAUCGACUCCAAUUUUGAAAGAAGUUCUACUGUGGGUAAAAUGCUGUCAAACAGCAUCGUGUGCUACAGAGAAAUCAUUCGUGAAAGGAAGAGUCAGUUGAUGAGGCAAACUUCAUCAUCGUCGUAUUUUAAGAAAUUGCCACAGCCGCCCCAGCCUUCAGCAACCACCACCCUGAUCAGUCAGCAGCCAUCGACAUUGAGGCCAGACCCUCCACCAGCAAAAAGAUUACGACUCUCUGAAGGCUCACAUGAUAGUUAGCUUUUCUUUCUUUCUUUUUUUUUUUUUAAGCAAUAAAGUACUUUUUAAUUAAGGUACUUUUAGACAUAAUGCUAUUAUACACUUAAUAGACUGUAGGAUAGUAUAAGCAUAACUUUUAUAUGCAUUGGGAAACUGAAAAAUUCGUGUGACUUGCUUUAUUGCAGUAUUCGCUCUGUUGUGGGGGUCUGGAACUGAACCUACCGUAUCGCCAAGGUACGCCUGUAAUUUAAUGUUAAUUAUCAUUUUUGAGAAGUUACUGAAUUAUUUUCUUCCUUGGAUGGUAACUGCAAUUAUCAAAUCUGGUAGUUCUUAUGAAUCUCCAAAGAUCCUUAGAAGAAAGAGGACCUGGAAGCUAUUUUGAGUAUUUGUAAAACCCUAUCAGGAACCAUAUCUAUGUUAAAGCUUCAGGAGCAAAUAAUAAGUAACUUGUUUUUAAAUAUUCAAUGCAAAUUAUAGUAAUUUGGUAAGGUAAAUAACAAUAAUUUAAUUACCUUUGCUGAUCAGAAGAGCUGUUUUGUGCUUUGUCUUAAGCACAUGAGAAAAACAUAUUGAUAGACAAAAUCUUUAAAACUACAAAAUCUGCAAGGAAGACCAGUAAUAAAACUUAAAAAAAACAAAACAAAAACUGAGAACCACUCAUCUCGUACAACUAUUAUUCUGUUGAUUGGACUCAAGGGAAAGAAAAGCUAGUGGCUUAGCAGGGAUCACAGCAAACAUUAAGGGCAGAGUGUGGGUUAUGCUCAGCUCUCUUUUCUCCAAAUCGUGAUGCCGUACUACCUCAGAUGUACUCUUGUUUCUCCUGGUCUUGGCUUAAGAACUUUUCCUAUUCUGUUCCAGUGUGUGCUUUAAAGGCAUUUUACUUGUGGUGUUUACAUGGAUCCCUGUUUGUUAGGAUACUUUCCCUGACAAGUAACAGAAACCCAACUCUGUCUGGCUUAAACAGCAAAAGGAUUUGUUAGCUCACUUACCUGGAAAGUCCAGAGGCAGGGUUUACUUAGGGAUCAGUCUGAGUCAGCAGGCCAGUGCUGUCCUUAAGAACCAACUUUCUUUCCUUCUCCUGAGUCUUUGGCAGGGCCAGCUUCAUCCUCAGGCCUAGCUCCUUUACAGAGGAAAAUGGCAGUUGUUCCAGGCUUCACAUCUACAUAUCACCCCCUCCAGCAGGGAAAAUGUACUCUCAGAAGUACUGUGAGAAUUCUUUUCCACAGAAGCUCUCAAUCAGCUUCUCCUACAUCUCAGCCCAGAUUUGGUCACACGCAGUUUGUAACCAGCUGCUCUUAGGGAAUGACAUGCUAUAGCACAAGUUAGCUAAACCAGCGCCAGGGAAAAGAGAAUUACCCUCGCUGUUUGAGGCUGUAGUUAAAGCCCGUCCCAGAGCCGGAUUGAGGUCAGCCUACUCAGAAGCGAAUAGAGAGGCUCCUAAAUAAGAACUGGGAAGAGCUAUGGAGAAAGGUGUGGAUACUGGAAGCAGUCAACAAAUAUCCAUUAAAAUAAUCUAUCUACUUCAUUUUAAAUGGCCAUAUUUUAACAGGAACUUUCUGGCCUAAUAGGUUUAUUUUGAGAACGUACAGUAUCUUUCAAUUAAGAAGACAUACCCAGGGACACGUUCUCAUCAGAAACUUGCUGGAGGUGGGAACGAGCUCACCAGUUCUAUUUGAGGACCCGAUUUCCCUUUUUUCCUCAGCAAACAGCCUUUAGCCGUCUAAUGCCCCCACACAGAGAUAUUUCCCACUAGUGACAAUCACACCUAAGGCCUGGGCAUGUUGACCUGCUGUGGAAUUGUAGUUAGUGCAAUUUUUUUCAGCUUGGGACCAAGAAUAUUGAGGCAAGCCCAGUGACCUCGGGCUGAGGACAUAAAACUCCAAGUCCUAGACAUUUAUUUGUCUAAUAACAUGAUUCUAGCCCAACCCCAUUUUAAGUGAAUACCAGCACACAGUGCAUAAAGUAAGCCGAUUACACGGCCUUUUUUGUCCUGUGCUGUCCUGAGGGUCCAGCCUUGAGGCAGCCAGUGAAUGAGGUCUGAAAGGUACUUUUCCAGCUUUGGCGAAUAGCAUCAUGGUGAUGUUCUAGCACUGUAAUGCAUGAUCGUUACUCCUGCAGAAAUGAUUUAUGAAUAACUUAUUAAUAACUUGGGUUAAACACUGUUAGGUACCUUGCCUACAUUGACAGAACCUUUGGAAGAAAAACUGGGCUCAUCUUGCCCCUGGAGCAGAGAACCUGGACUCCUGAUGCCUGUGGGCCACUCCCCACUCCAUUGCCUGCUAGGGAAUGGAGAGAGAACCAGAGGUUAUAGGUGGUACCUUUGCAGUGUUUGAAGUUCCAAACAGCUAAAACCUCACAGACUUUAGGAAGCAGCUCUUCUCUGGGCUGUGGGCUACUGGCAUCCCCCCUUACAAAUUCUAGGGACUUUUUUUGAAGUACUUACUUAAUUGUAAUGCAGAAUAUAAAUUUUGGAACCCACAGGGCCCUCACUUCAGAUUUUUUUUGAUGCACGUGACUAGAGACUUAAAAUUUUAAGAAGCUGGAUUUUCAGUUUACAUCCAGCAGAUGGCACCAUACAUAAUGUGAAAGCCGAGAGCCACACAAUUUGAAGGAGCUGAGCUGUACUGUAGGUGUAUCCCUCCUGCAGUGCCUGAUACCAGUGAUCUUUCUUGUCUUCUCAGAGACACUCGUGAGGCUUAGUCCCCUCGUACCCCGAGUUUAGCUCAGGCCAGAGUGCAGGACAAAUGCAGGCCAGCUGGGCACUCAGGAGUCCAGGGUCAGUGCCAUGGUGGAGUCAGCACGGGCCCAGGUGCCUCCCUGAACUCUGCAGAACCCCCCUUUAGUCACUGUUUUUGAAAAUGGACUUGAGCUAGACAAUUGACAGGAACUAGUUUCUAAACAAGAUGCCAAUUUAUUAAUUUGAAGGACAUGCCUGCCAACUGGGCUGUAUAGUGGGAUCCUCUAGUGAGCACAUUCUGUCCCUUUGGGGAAUCUCUUCAAGAAGCUGGCCAUCAUUCGAAGCCCGCUCGGACACCUGGGGAUCAACCAGGGAAAUUAGGGGCCAGGGUUAGGGAGCUUUCACCGUCUGGAGCCCCAUUUCUGCUGCAGGGAUAGACCCGUUAGACCUUGGCUCCGAGAAGAUGACCUGCUCCUGCCCACACAGGCCUUCCUCAGUCCUUAUGAUUUCCAGCAUUUUAUAAUCCUACUUUAGCUGCGUGCCAUCUAGUCCCCUGGCUGUUAGAGCUUGUGCAGGGAGGAGUCCCCAAACUUUGCAGCACAAGUUACAGACUCUGUGGUCAUUUCUGCAUGAAACUCAUCUCCUCAUCCAUGAUGUGGUUUUGGUAUUGCGGUGGCUUUCAAAUUGUUUCCAAGCCUUUAACAUUUCCCCAGAGAAACCUUGGGGAUUAGAGCGAGUCAAGUCCACAGAACAACAAGCCUUUUGUCCCCUUCUAGAGCUGUGCUGCUAGCCACAUGAGGCUGUUGAGUACUUGAAAUGUGGCUAAUCAAAUUUAAAACUAAAAAAGAAAAGCAUCAUAGAAUUAAGGCCGUGUUGGAACAAGCAACAGAGAAGACACUGAAAACAUGGCAUGAGCCCCAGAGGGUGGGACAGAAAGAAAGAAAAGGAGAAGAAAAUGGCAGGUGUGGAAGUCAGAUAAAAGGGAAAAGCGCACAUAUAAUUGGAGUCCUGAAGGAAGAGAACCAAAGAAAUGGAACAGAAAAAGAGGAUUCAAAGGUGUAAUCAAGAAAAUAUUGGAGAAAUAACAAAUUUCCAGAACGAAAGGCGUUGCAAUGUCCCAGGUAAAACACUGGAAGAAGGAUCCACAAUGAGACACAACCUCGCAAAGUUCUCGGAUUUAAAAUAUAAAAGCCUAUGGCCAUCUAGACAAAAAGUUGAAGUGGGAGAGGGGAGACGCGUGUAUAUUCAUAGGUUGCGAACAGGACUGAACUGCUACAGCAUUUUUUAAAAAAUUGGCAGCAUUUGUUCAAAUUAAAAAUACAAGUCAUUUUAACCCAACAAGUCUACUUUUGAGACUACCCAGCGGAACACAAAAGUACCAAAGGGUAUAUGGACACAAGCAAUGCAGCGUUAUUAGAGGCAAAAAGGGAGAAACAACCUCAGUGUCUACCUAUAGGAAAAUAAUAUUGUCAAUGGAGAAUCCGUACUAUAGAAUGUUAUGUUAUUAAAAUUAAAUCAUUAGUUUUUAAUCUGUAA